Messenger RNA from Haliotis rufescens (red abalone), 2020 nucleotides. RefSeq lists its product as uncharacterized. Gene Ontology annotation, biological process: transmembrane transport; monoatomic anion transport. The coding region runs from base 10 to 1788 and encodes 592 amino acids. Gene Ontology annotation, molecular function: transmembrane transporter activity. The transcript has 11 exons. The record is from RefSeq and is a predicted model, not a curated record. NCBI's taxonomy places the organism in Eukaryota, Metazoa, Mollusca, Gastropoda, Lepetellida, Haliotidae.
GUCUGUGUGAUGACACAUGGUUCUGGUUGCUUUCUGGGUCAUGUUACACGCAAGCGGUAUUUGUUGGAUUCUUCUGCUGUGGUCGACAUGUUACCGCUUGAAGCAGCUACUUCUGAAAAUAGAGACUCAAGAAUUACCACCAAUGGAUUCAAAGAUGGACUUACUCUACCGGACAACUAUCCCACAGUGCUCCAAAAGUACACUUCCUGUCGAUGGCGUCUUGCGUACCUGUUAUUCGUGUCGUGUAUUCUCGCGCAAUCAGUGGAAUAUUGUAUGAACUUUGCUGUCGUGUGUAUGACACGAGGCAUUACACUUGAGGUCGGAUAUGCCCCAACUGACACUGACGAGCAUCAUUCUAACUCUUCCAUCAUCCACAGUACCAGGUCGCCAAACACUACAAACAUCACUGAGGUUAUCAAGGGAGAAUUUGAUUACAGCAGCGAGAUACAAGGACUACUUAUUUCAUCUCCCUUCUAUACCAGCAUCAUAUCUUCGUGUGUCGGCAGCAUAGCGUCACGAAGGUUUGGUGCAAAAAUAGUUAUAUUCCUUGGUGUUCUUACUUUCGGCACGAUGACAGUCCUGAUACCCCUCGCUGCAAGAACUCAGUUAUAUCUAGCGGUCAUUUGUCGGCUAUGCGUGGGAUUUUGUAACGGCCUUCUAAUACCGGCAUCCUUUGAUCUAUGGCUCCAAUGGUCACCAUCACAUGAAACACAGCAGAUAGUGGCUUUCUGUUUUGCUGGCUACUCCGUGGCAACCAUAAUUACGUUUAGCCUGUGCGGAUUUCUGUGCAUGAUUCCAGUCGACAACGGUUGGCCAUUCAUUUUUUAUGUGUUUGGUGGUUGUGCUGUUCUCUGGUCUCCGGCAUGGAUGUACAUUGCGACCAACUCGCCGGAGACAUACGCUGGGAUAUCACACGAAGAAAUGGCCUAUAUCAAAACACGCAGAACUGGUUCGGACAGCCACAAGGACAGAGAGGUCCCGUGGUUGGCUAUAGCUCGGAGUAAGGCUUUCUGGGCCUACAUCACCAUCAUGUCAAGUCACAAUUUGAACAGUACUAUCCUAUUCAGUUAUCUCCCUUUGUAUAUGGAUACAGUACUGCAUUUUGACUUUGAUGAGAACGGUCUUCUGUCCUCGCUGCCUUCUGUUACUCGCCUGCUUGGAACCCUGAUCUGGAGCCACAUCAGCGUCCGGCUGCAGCGCGUGACGUCACUGUCCAUCACACGGAAGUCCAUACAGACAGCAGGGUUCCUGGUGGCGGCCGUGCUCACCGCUGGUCUGUGUAACCUGAGGGAAGGACAGGAGUACAUCGCCGUCACGCUGUUCGCCGGUGUCACGAUGUUCCACAGUGCCACUGUAGUUGCUGGCAUCGUCAACCCCGUAGACCUUGCUCCACAGUAUGCAUCAUGCAUCUCUUCAGCCGGGAUGACCUCGGCCUUUACAGCAAUGGCCGUCGGUCCCACGGUCGUGUCUUACAUGAUUCAAGAGAGAACACGAGAACAAUGGGCGACGGUCUUCUACUCCAGCGCAGCUGUCUAUGUCAUUGCAGCGUUGUUAUUUGUGAUUUUUGGCAGUGGAGAAAUUCAACCAUGGGCCGAGAAUUCGGACAAAAUUACAGAUCUUGAAAUUCCCGAAUCCCAAACACAAAGUGAAGUUAAUGCUGCAUACGUGGGUGGUAUGGAAGGGUCGGGUGCGGGACAAGUGAGUUGUGUUUGGCGCUGCACUGUGAGCGGACUUAAUGGGGGAGAAAAGCCAGAUGUCAGGUCCGACCACAGGCGUUCCCACUUUUGAGAAACCCGCGAACACAGGAAGCAGGGUGGCAGACAAAACACCAGAAUCGGACAGAACCCGGGACUCGGACCCACGGUCGGCAGAUCCUGGGUAGCACGUGCUGUAGUGCCUUAUGAACUCAAUUUUAAUUACACAGUCAUUUGUGAGCUAAAGAUGGUUGCUGAUGAAGUUGUUUAUUUACAUAAAAAAUGAAAUAAUUGAUUUUUAUAAAUAAAUGGGUUUUUUUCUUUUC